This is a messenger RNA of Saccostrea cuccullata (small rock oyster), 630 nucleotides long. RefSeq names its product neurotrypsin-like. The transcript has 4 exons. Gene Ontology annotation, cellular component: membrane. The coding region runs from base 1 to 630 and encodes 209 amino acids. NCBI's taxonomy places the organism in Eukaryota, Metazoa, Mollusca, Bivalvia, Ostreida, Ostreidae. The record is from RefSeq and is a predicted model, not a curated record.
AUGCCUGAAGUUAAGUUUAUUGGACACAUCUUCAGCAAAGAUGGGAUGAAGGCAAAUCAGGAGAAAAGGAGAGUAAUCAACGACAUGAAAAGACCUUCAGACAAGAAGGAUUUACAACGAUUUACUAUGUGGGAAAGCAGUCGUAAUAGCAAGGGUACUGUCAGACUGGUAAAUGGGACCUCCCCGUCCAAUGGAAGAGUUGAGGUGUACUAUUCUGGGGUGUGGGGUACGAUAUGUGAUGAUGACUGGGACGAUAAAGACGCUGGAGUUAUCUGUGUGAUGCUGGGAUAUUCAAGAGUCAAGACCGUGGCACAUUCAUUGGCUCACUUUGGAGAAGGGACGGGGAUGAUCUGGCUUGAUGACGUUGAAUGUUAUGGAAAUGAAACGGACAUUGAAAUGUGCUCACACUCUUCACAUGGAUUUCACAACUGUAGGCAUAGUGAAGAUGCCGGGGUUUCAUGUUCAGAUCCCCAUGCACUCAAUGGCUUGGUUAGACUUGUUGAUGGAUCCCUUCCUUCCAAAGGGCGACUUGAGGUCUACUAUUCCGGUAUAUGGGGUACGGUGUGUGGAAACAACUGGGGAAGUAAAGAGGCCGGAGUCGUUUGUGCAAUGAUGGGAUAUCCAAGGUGA